Molecule: messenger RNA, 3675 nt
Organism: Periconia digitata
Lineage: Eukaryota; Fungi; Ascomycota; Dothideomycetes; Pleosporales; Periconiaceae
Source: the annotation of a GenBank genome assembly
GCCGCCCCUCCUUUCCCCUCGAAAACAAUAAACGAUAAUAUAAAAAGCAUGCCGGUCGAUCCCUCCGCCUCCGAACUAUCCUCCAAUAGUAUCGACCCCGCCGCUACCCACAAGACGACAUCAGCGGACCCUUCUUCGUCCAAGCCCGAGAUCGAAUACGACGAUUUUGGUUUGCCCAUAAGAAAGGCGCGGCCGAGGACCCCGCUACCUCCUGUGAGCGACGAUGGUUCCGAGGACGGGGAUGAGUUUAAGGACGCUGUUUCCAAGUCCGCGAGUAAGGAGAACAUCGUGCUGACAGGGAACGGGGAAAACGAGGCGGUGAAAGCGCCCGAGACUGAUUCUAGGAAGGAUAUCACAUCACAAUCGCCGGUCGUUGCGCUGGAAAAUGCAGCUACUGUUGAGAUUGACAAGGCGGUGGAGGGAGGGAACGAGAGCAGCGUGCAGAGAGAGGUUGCAAAGCAAGACGAGGAACACCAUAUGAAGGCUCCUGAAACAGCAAAUGAAAACACCCCACCUCGUGAGCCUGAGAAGGAAAAGGAGAAGGAACAGGAUAUUCCCAUUUCCAAGGGCGAAGACAAUACGUUACCCUCAGCACUACCAGAAUCCUCCAACAGUCAGAAACGCAGGAGUAAUUUCGCGAAUGGCGCAGUCUCCGAAUUUUCGCACCAGCAACUAGCACCUCAGACCUCCAAAGACGACGACGCCCUCGAUCUGAAUGAUGAUGGCGGAUGGCAAACUAUGCCCGCGUACGCCCGUUACGACAUGUACGAUGACGACAACAAGCUUGUUGCGAAAGAAAAUGCAGAAGAGCUCGAGGACAUGAGCGGAUAUGGCAAUGUUGGAGGCGCUGCAAAAGGCUACACGAGGGUCAUCAUGGAUGAUGAUGUCGAGUCCGUGACUAGCAUGGACGACAACACAGCAUACUUGUUCAAAGAGAAGGGAAACACCUUGCUUGAAGAUGAUGACGAGGCUGCCCGCGACCCUCUUUCGCAAAUGCAGACCACGAAGAGCAUCCUCACAGAAGGCCAACGUGUGGCAUAUGUUGGCAUAGUUCGGCUGGGGCUGGCAGAGAUGAAGAAAAACUUCGAUGAACUAGAACGGAACAAGAAUACCAAGAAGAUAUUCGACGUGGUUCAAGAAGCGAACCAGAUGUGGGCGCAGAAGAUGAUGGUCCGGCUAUACUCUCACAUGGACAUCAACGAAACAGAACAAAUCAUGAUCGAACAACUUUCAGAGCACGGCGUGAUACCUGCCGACUUGACCCCAACAUUGAUGCAGAAUGCUCGGGUAAAAAAUCCCGUUGAGGAAGAAGACAAUUCUGUCAAAGAGUCAGACUCAAGGAAAUCCGGCACAUCAUCGCCUCGUCCCGAUUCAGCCACCGAGAAAAAGAAGUCAUCCUCAAGCCUAAGUGUACAAAGUCCAGAGACUCCCGCGCCUCCGCCCUACGAAGCUGCACCUCCAUCUUAUGAGGAUGGUCAUGUCGAAGACCUACAAGAAGAAACAUUACCUACCCAGUUAUCUGACACCGAAAACGUAGAUAUUGACCUUCGGUGGACGAUCCUUUGCGACCUCUUUCUGGUUCUCAUUGCCGACACUGUGUACGACGCCCGAUCCAGACAGCUUCUUGAGCAAGUGGGGAAAUAUCUAAGCGUAGAUUGGCUUGAAAUCAGCCGGUUUGAAAAACGGGUGACCGAAGCAUUAGAAAUGCAGGAGGAGGCCAACAAAGAGAACUGGAAUGAGGAGGAACAUAUGGAGGAUCGAAGGAAGAAGGCGUUGAAAAAGAGACUUGCAUACAUGGGUAUUGCCACUGUGGGUGGAACUCUUGUCAUUGGAUUGUCUGCGGGUCUCCUUGCGCCACUGAUUGCUGGCGGCCUGGUGGCAGGAUUUGCCAGUAUUGGUGCAGCAUUGCCCACCGCUGCUGCUGCUGCUAUUGCUGGUGCAGGUGGUAUUGCGACUAUCACAACGACUUCUGCGGUCAGUGGUGGUAUCAUAGCCGUGAGAGCUGCAAAUAGACGAACCGGAGCAGUCAAAACGUUUGAGUAUCGCCCUCUUCAUAACAACAAACGAGCAAAUCUCAUCAUCACUUUGGCUGGCUGGAUGAACGGUACCUUGGAUGACGUCCGAUUGCCUUACAGUACCAUAGACCCUGUCAUGGGCGAUAUCUAUUCCGUCCUCUGGGAGCCCGAGGUCCUUCGAAGUAUGGGUGAUACCAUCAACAUCCUGGCUACAGAGGCUCUCACUCAAGGUUUACAACAAGUGCUUGCCAGCACCAUUCUUACAGCACUCAUGGGUGCCCUGCAGGUUCCCCUUAUUCUAUCUAAACUCUCGUAUCUCAUAGAUAAUCCCUGGUCCGUCUCGCAAGAUCGAGGUGACAUGGCUGGCCUCAUUCUCGCAGAUUCCCUGAUGGCUCGCAAUCUAGGAACCCGUCCCAUUACUUUGGUCGGUUUCUCGCUCGGGUCAAGGGUCAUAUUCUCAUGUCUCAAAGAGCUCUCCAAACGGGGUGCGGUUGGCUUGGUCCAGAAUGUUUAUAUGUUUGGCACCCCUCUCGUCGCAAAGAAGGACGAGUUCAUCAAGGCCAAAUCCAUUGUUCCAGGUCGCUUCGUCAACGGAUAUGCAACAAACGACUGGAUCCUAGGCUAUCUGUUUCGAGCAACCAGCGGCGGCAUCAUGCGUGUAGCUGGUCUUGCUCCUGUCGAAGUUCCAGGCAUUGAGAACUACAAUGUCACCGAGCUAGUACCUGGCCACAUGGCUUACCGUACCGCAAUGCCCAAGCUUCUUCGCGAAGUGGGUUGGCUCGUGGAAAGCGACGAGUUCGCUGAAAUCGAAGAUCCUGACCCUGAAAACCAUGAAAAGAGACAGCGUGAGCUGAUCAACGAAAUCGAAGAGGCUCGAAAAGAGUUGGAGAAGAAGCCAGAAAAGAAAGGAGCGUUCAGUUUUUGGCGCAAGAAAAAGGCUCAGAAGAAGGAGUGGGAGGUCUACGAUGAAAAGAGUCAGGGAACUUCGCAAACUGAAAACGGGAACGAUCCUACGAAAAACCCAGAGAAUCCUGUUCUCUUCGACAUUGACGCCAUCAGAGAUGAAAUCAAUGCCAUGAGCUACGAUAACCCGGAACCCAUCGAAAUCAAAGAGAUUAAAAGCACCCUCCCGCCCAUGAAAAUCGACAUCUCCCAGGCAAGCCCAAACCCCUUUGACGACCUCCGCAAAACGAAAAGCUACAAUGACAGCCUCCCCAUAGCAUCGACAGCCGGCCAUGGCGGCAGCGCAGGCAAUCUAUCGACAUACUCCGCCGCCACCACAUCAAAUCCGAACAAAAAACAGAGCUUUGAAGAGUAUGACGAGUACGACGAAGGCGAUAUUUCUAUGACAUUCGACUCCUCCUUCAAAGAACCCCCUUCCGCCUCCGCGAAAUCUCCUCUCCCGAAUUCUUCGUAUGAAUCCCCAAUUCCGUCGAAGGACAAUUGGGACUCUUCACCUGCGCCACAGACAUCGUGGAAAGAUGAAGAGUUGUCGCCGAACCAGCGUCCACCGCUUCGCUCGGCGACGACGGAACCUAUGGCCCCAUCGUCUUCAUCGAAUGCAAACGCGAAUGCGGGGUUCGGAUACAACGCUUGGGCAGAUGAGUUCGACGAUGAUGAGUUUGGCAAGGAAAAAGAGAUGAAGAUGACUUUUAUGUAG